Neocloeon triangulifer is the source of this 962-nucleotide messenger RNA. RefSeq names its product riboflavin kinase (gene Rfk). The transcript is spliced from 4 exons. The record is from RefSeq and is a predicted model, not a curated record. Gene Ontology annotation, cellular component: mitochondrion. Gene Ontology annotation, biological process: riboflavin biosynthetic process; FMN biosynthetic process. Bases 278 to 769 code for a protein of 163 amino acids. Lineage: Eukaryota; Metazoa; Arthropoda; Insecta; Ephemeroptera; Baetidae. Gene Ontology annotation, molecular function: riboflavin kinase activity.
AUGUGGCAGAUGGAGGGGUAAAGUUUUUGUUGACCCAGUUCCUGAAGGAAAACAACAGUGCAAGUCACGUGCCUCAGGUUCGCUGGGGUCAACUAUUUUGCCAAUUCAGAUCUAACUGGAGUUGAGCAAAAUACUUAGAGUCAUGUGAUCUUGCACGUAGUGCAAAACUAGCGGAGCUUGUGUGAUAAUAAACCAAAACAUCAGUCCACUAUCAGCAUCUCGGCACAUCUUUAGCCUUAAUUAUUUUUUUAUUAAAAGCAUUUCAAAGCUCCUCAAAAUGCUUUUAAAGGGACUCCCGCAUUUCGCUGUGGGUGAAGUGAUCAAAGGGUUUCAGAGAGGAUCCAAGGAACUUGGAAUCCCCACAGCUAAUUUUCCUCAUGAGGUGGUCGAAAACCUUCCGACUGGGGUUGAGACUGGAAUCUACUAUGGCUGGGCCAGUGUGGAUGAUGGUCCUGUUUACAAGAUGGUCAUGAGUGUGGGCUGGAAUCCCUACUAUAAGAAUGAAAAAAAGUCGAUGGAAACUCACAUUAUGCACAAGUUUGAUGAUGAUUUUUACGGAUCUACUUUAAAAGUGUGUAUGGUAGGAUACCUGAGACCAGAAAUGGACUUCAAGUCUCUAGACGAAUUAAUAGAGGCAAUCAAUCAAGACAUCAAGAACGCGUCAGAGGCAUUAGACCAGCCAAGCAAGCUUAAAUACAAGGAUCACGAAUUCUUCUUGCCUCACAAAAAUGGACUGAUCAACAAGGAAAGUCAGCAAAAGAGUCUUUAGUUUCAACACAACGCUUUUGCAUCCUCUAGUACUUGCUUAAUUAAGGAUAACUUCAAACUUUUUCCGGUGUUCUCUGUGGUACUUUGUUCAAUUAUUGCCGGUCCUUGAUUAUUUCAAUAGUUUUGUACUGUUAAAAAGCAGAAACCGUUUUAAUUAUGUUAUAACUAGUGCAAUAAAUUAUUUUUCAAUCACA